Messenger RNA from Dermacentor albipictus, 2189 nucleotides. RefSeq lists its product as uncharacterized. Lineage: Eukaryota; Metazoa; Arthropoda; Arachnida; Ixodida; Ixodidae. The record is from RefSeq and is a predicted model, not a curated record.
UUCACCAUGACACGUGGCCGGAGCGGUUGUUCGAGCUGAUGCCGGAAGAAGUAGCGCAGGUCGUAGUCCAACCGAGCGUCGCAGAGGCAGGCCAGGCUUCCUCUGCAGACCAGCUCGAGUGCUUCUGUGGAAAGGCCAGCCUUUCUCUGCAGACCAGCGCGAGUUCUUCUCUGCAACGACUCGGCCUUCUGGACGUACGGCUGUUGUGGAACCAGUGCCCAGUAGCCGACACGAAGACUUCAUCUCGAGUCCAAGAUUUUGCAUCGUGUAACGCCUUUUAAGAAACGCCCUUGCCAGUCUCCGUCGACAAUUUUCAAAAGAGCACGGCCCUUGGGGAGCACGAGGCAUGGGUAUUAUUCUCAGAGUACUGAAAACAGAAACCCUUUUAAGUAUGGUGCAACAUUCUCCCUGCAAGAACCUUAUCGGCGGUAUUCAACGUGACGCGUGUGAAACGAUCCUUGAACUCCUGGACGGCGACUCCCGCUUCGCCAUGGCCGAGGCAAAAGUCGAGUCGUUGGACGUCGCCCACUGCAAGCACGUUGUCUACACAGUGGCGUUCUCUUCUGACAUGGAUGAGCGUGCACCGGAUGAAUGCCGUGAGAAGGAGAGGACGGACUACGGGUGCAAACUAGGGUUCACCAACAGCCUUGCGCAGGCCUCCGAAGUUGUCCUUCGAUUUGAUUCGCGCUGCGAGAACUUACGUGAGCUGCGCUGCGAGAACGGCAUCGUGGGAUCUCCGGCGCUCUUGCGCAUGCUCUGCCAGAGGUCCGUGAACAAGCUGGACUGCUCGCUUUUCGAGUACCACCGCUACGAGCCUUGGGCGGACGAAGACGUCUUUGAGGACAUCAGCAAGAAUGGCCAGCUACUGACUCAGAAGCUCGAGUUCACGUACACGCAGGCGGUAGGUACGCCGCUGACAGCCGUGUUCUUGGACUGUACAUCAAACGGUUCCAUCGACCUGCAUCCCGUGCAUGUUCAGGCCAUACUUCAGGCUACCGUAACAGAUCCGGUUCGCGACGCCUGUAUGACGCGCAAUACGCACAGGAAUGGUCUGCGCAUCUUCCGGUACAGUUGCGAACAGGUACCUCCAACCACAGGCCGCCUUUGCCGCGAUGUCCCGUACAGCUACGUCCGUAUCGAGAACCUACUGGAGCAGAGGGCGCUGCUUCAGACAUUGCGUCAUGCUGCCGAUGCCGUGCAAGCCUACCUGGAAGCCGUCUGCCGCUUCCUACGUGCCACUACACACCAGGAGUGCCGGUGUGACGUCAGAUCACGUUCACACGUUCUGCUGCCGUCACCGCAAUACAUCAGUUUCCAGCAACCCUGGUGCGUGGCCGGCGACUGCCUGAAACUAAAGCACAAGUUCCUGCUGAUGUGCCUCGCCAACAUCUCCAAGCUCAACCUGACAACCAGCCUCUUCUCGUUCGGCGGCGACUUUUGCUUCGGCAUGUAUGCGGGGCUGUCCGAGCUGAGCUUGCUGACGCUUCCAAUGUGCGCCAUCCUUAUUUGGGAACGUUUGCUCGAAUGGCUCGCACGUGGCCACCGGUUACUGGUCGAGCUGGGCGUCGGGAAUCGCGACGUUGUUCCCUGCGCCGCCUGCAAAUUUCCGCCGAUGUUCACAGAGCGUGACUUCGGGUGGCUACUCUGGGAGACGAGGUUAUGGCGGCUGGGCGUCGGCGAGACGGCGAAGAUAAUGUCGGUCACGUCUCUCUUAGGUCGCCUUGUCACCGACCUACACUUGAACCUGGUCAGUUCGGCGAGUGUCGCCGCUUCUGUUUCUCGCUGUGGGCCCAGCCAUCUCCUCUGCGCCAAUCGCGGGCUCUCCAUGUUAACCAUUGAGUGACUUCGGUUUGCGCAUGGCCAUUAGUUGGACAAGUGAUUCACAAUGGCUCACCUUCCGGCGAUGCGACCUUCAUCGGCGCCCUUUCACGUGCUCUUUAUUAUGAAAAAAAUAUGAUCAUUUUGAGGCUGUCUCCCGCCUGGCCGAAACUGAGCUGACAGAAGUGGACGACUGCGAGUGGGCCGUCGAGAAGGUAGCGUUCACUUCUGACACGGAUGAGUUUUUGUUUUUACUGGAUGUGUAUAUCGUCUGAAGUUCAGAGUACAGCAACGUUGUGUGACGUUACUGUGUUCUUUCGUCUAUUCCCUGCACUCUGCUCAUGAACGCAAUAAAUAUCAUUCCAGUUCGU